Molecule: messenger RNA, 6094 nt
Organism: Artibeus jamaicensis (Jamaican fruit-eating bat)
Lineage: Eukaryota; Metazoa; Chordata; Mammalia; Chiroptera; Phyllostomidae
Gene: ENTPD4
Product: ectonucleoside triphosphate diphosphohydrolase 4
Exons: 13
Coding region: 337-2190 (617 amino acids)
Biological process (GO): nucleoside diphosphate catabolic process
Cellular component (GO): membrane
Molecular function (GO): nucleoside diphosphate phosphatase activity
Source: RefSeq, a predicted model, not a curated record
GUCUCGCCUCCGUCCUUGCCUGCCCAGACCGCGCGGUCACAUCUGGGCGCCGGUGCAGUCAGUGCCCCUGACCCUGGGCGGCAGGUGCUCUCCCCAGCCCCUAGAAGGAGAAGCCUGGCGUUCGUGUUGUCGCGCCAGCUCCGGUGACCACGCUGGCUUUUCCCUAUAACAGUACUGUGGGUGGAUCCGUCCCACAUCGGAAAGGAACCUGGCCAAGGAGAAUGGGGAUUCAGCUCCGAAGACCAGAGGAUUCUGACUCUGGGAGGGCCCCAUUGUUUCUGUAAUGGUGGAAGAGGAUUGACUCCCAGAACACUGCCUGACCUCUGACCCUUCAGCAUGGGGAGGAUUGGCAUCUCUUGUCUUUUUCCUGCUUCCUGGCAUUUUAGCAUCUCUCCUGUGGGAUGUCCUCGAAUUCUGAAUACCAAUUUACGCCAAAUUAUUGUUAUUAGUAUUCUGGCUGCUGCUGUUUCACUUCUAUACUUUUCUGUUGUUAUAAUCCGAAAUAAGUAUGGGCGACUAUCCAGAGACAAGAAGUUUCAAAGGUACUUGGCACGAGUUACAGACAUUGAAGCUACAGACAUCAAUAACCCCAAUGUGAACUAUGGCAUUGUGGUGGACUGUGGUAGCAGCGGGUCUCGAGUGUUUGUCUAUUGCUGGCCCAGGCAUAACGGCAAUCCUCAUGAUCUGUUGGAUAUCAGACAAAUGAGGGAUAAAAACCGAAAGCCAGUGGUUAUGAAAAUAAAACCAGGCAUUUCAGAAUUUGCUACCUCUCCAGAGAAGGUCAGUGAUUACAUUUCUCCACUGUUGAACUUUGCUGCAGAGCAUGUGCCACGGGCAAAACACAAAGAGACCCCUCUCUACAUUCUUUGCACAGCUGGGAUGAGAAUCCUUCCUGAAAGCCAGCAGAAAGCCAUCCUGGAAGACCUUCUGACUGAUAUCCCUGUGCACUUUGAUUUCCUGUUUUCUGACUCUCAUGCUGAAGUAAUUUCAGGGAAACAAGAAGGUGUGUAUGCUUGGAUCGGCAUUAAUUUUGUCCUUGGGCGAUUUGAGCAUAUCGAAGAUGAUGACGAAGCAGUGGUGGAAGUGAACAUUCCUGGUAGUGAAAGCAGUGAAGCCAUUCUCCGCAAAAGAACUGCCGGUAUUCUCGACAUGGGAGGCGUGUCAACUCAGAUAGCAUACGAAGUCCCCAAAACUGUAAGCUUUGCCUCCUCACAGCAGGAAGAAGUGGCUAAGAACUUGCUGGCUGAAUUUAACCUCGGAUGUGAUGUUCAUCAGACUGAGCAUGUGUACCGAGUCUAUGUGGCCACAUUUCUUGGGUUUGGGGGCAAUGCUGCCCGGCAGAGAUAUGAAGACAAAAUAUUCGCCAACACGGUUCAAAAGAACAGGCUCCUGGGAAAGCAAACUGGUCUAGCUCCGGAUACUCCAUACCUGGACCCCUGCCUACCCCUAGACAUUAAAGAUGAAAUCCAGCAAAAUGGACAGACCAUGCACCUGCGGGGAACAGGAGACUUUGACCUGUGUCGACAGACUCUCCAGCCUUUCAUGAACAAAACAAAUGAGACGCAGACUUCCCUCAAUGGGGUCUACCAGCCCCCAAUUCACUUCCAGAACAGCGAAUUCUACGGCUUUUCUGAAUUCUACUACUGCACUGAGGAUGUGCUGCGGAUGGGAGGAGACUACAAUGCUGCCACAUUUACUAAAGCUGCAAAGGAUUAUUGUGCAACAAAGUGGUCACUCUUGCGGGAGCGUUUUGACCGAGGACUAUACGCCUCCCACGCAGACCUCCACAGGCUGAAGUAUCAGUGCUUCAAAUCCGCCUGGAUGUUCGAGGUGUUUCACAGCGGCUUUUCGUUUCCCGUUACCUACAAAAAUUUAAAGACCGCCUUGCAAGUUUAUGACAAGGAGGUUCAGUGGACCCUUGGAGCAAUCCUUUACAGAACCCGCUUUUUACCCUUAAGAGAUAUCCAGCAGGAGACCUUCCGGGCCAGUCACGCGCACUGGCGGGGCUUCUCCUUUGUCUACAAUCACUACCUGUUCUUCGGCUGCUUCCUGGUCGUCCUGCUCGCCAUCCUCCUCUACCUGCUGCGGCUCCGGCGCAUUCACAGGCGGAUGCCUCACAGCGGGUCGGCCGCCGCCGCACUUUGGCUGGAGGAGGGCCUUCCGGCCCAGAAGAUUGGGGGCACCUUGUGACCCGGACGCAAAGGAGAGGGCCUGGGAUGUCUGGUCUCUAAAGGAAAAGCCAUUUUUGCCUCAGGGUUUCUUCUCUUUAUUUUUGUUUGGUUUUAUUUUCCCUUUCCCUUUUUGUUCCUUGAAACAAAAACAUAUUUUGUUGUUUGUGAAUUCUGCUGUCCUGGAAGAAUUGCAUUUAGCCCUGUUUUAUACACAGCUUUAAAUUGAGGGUUAGGGAAAAGGGAAAAUCACUUCAUUUGUGCUGCAUAGGAUGUUUGCUAAAAAUUACAAAGGCUUUUGGUUUUUAAGGUGUGUUUAGCUUUAAACAGAUGCACUUCGAUAUGGAGGGAAGUGGCAAAGGUGUUUUCUAUCAGUGGAGCUAGCACUGAAGGGUGGUACUUUUAAAGAACCAAAAAAAAACCUACUGAAUGAAAUUAAAAUGAUUUUUCCCUCUAUCUUGAAAACUAAAGAGGAUAUUUAGUUUUUAUUUAUUGUUUAGGCCUGUCACUAUAUGUUUUCUUUGCAGAUUUAAAAACUAGAAAUCUUGUGUGUCCAAAAUAGAGAAAACUAGUUACCAAGAGGUCACUAUUUUUCAAAUUGAUAGUGAAGAGACCUGAAAAAUGUGAAAUAAUGACUAGAGUUCUGUGUGUGUGUGAAAAUGCUAAUGAAAGCAAGUGAGGGAUACAGUGUUCCUUUAAAAACACACACUUCAGAAUUUUCUUUUUCAUUUUACUUUAUUUUAUUUGGAAAAAUCCAUCUCCAUGAUCGUAUCGUUUGAUCACAGGUAAUCAGUUUCUUCAUCUUAUCUUUCAGUGUCCUUAGAACACUCUGUUUUUGAAUGAGCUGGAAGAUUUGUAAAGUUUCACUGGGUUCAAAGUUACUAGAACUUGAGCUUAUGCCAGCUGACAGGCACAUCCAUGUUUCUUAAUAAUGCAUCUUUGCUUGUUUAACUGUGCUCCGGUUUCCUCCAUCUUAAGGUUGGUGCCCCGCCCCCAGUUUAGAAUCAUCUCGGCAGUGUAUUGGGAAGGGCCCCUCUGCGGCUCAGCGAGCUCUCUUCACCACUGUCCUCGCGGUCCAGGCCAUGUGGGCGCUGCCACCGUGACCCUCGCUGAGAGAAGGGGCUGAGUUUAACACCAAAAAGAAGCCCACACUGUGAAGGAAGCAAGUGUGACAUUUUAAAUAAAAGGUUUAAAAAGACCAAUGGAUUGGCGGACGUGAGCUCAGUUGUCUCUCACCUGUCCGUUUAGUUUGGAACCGCUGGGAACUCAUACCUUUUUAAAAGUUCUUUCUGCGCGUGAGCAUGUGUGCUGUUUAACUUCAGGAGAGUUAAAUCCGUGUAGUUGGUAACAGAUGUGCAUUUUGAGAACCAUCAGUUGCUUUUUUUAAAACGUUGUUGAUUAGAGAAAGAAUUUAGAUUCUGAAGUGCUUAUGUAACCAAGGCGGGAAGUGGGGCUUUUACCUUGUUUAUUAAUUACUUAAAACCAUGGCAUACUGUAUGUUGAUGAUUUAAAGGAUCACAAAAAUUUUUUGGAUUUUACUUAUUUCUAGAGAGAGGGGAAAAGAGGGAGAGAAACGUCGAUGCAGGAGAGAAACAUCAGCUGGUUGCUUCUUGAAUGCUCCCUAACCGGGAAUUGAAUUGGUUGGCAACCUUUCGAUUUGUGGGAUGACUCCCAACUCACUGAGCUACACUGGACAGGGCUAAAAGAUUACAAAUUCAUCAAAGAGGUGGAAGUUCUCUUAUUCUCCUUAAAGUGAAUAUUCUAACAGUGAAAAAAUUAUUGGUAGAAUAUUUGCCUUUCACAUAUCCGGAGGGUAGGAAGAGCUGUGUGGUGUUACAGGAACUAAUGUGGCAAGUCUUAUUUCAGGGAGGGUGGAGAAAAACGUCCCUGUGAAAGAGCCAGCCUUUGGAGCCCUGGUCUGCAGGUAGUAAAUCCUUGGUCCCUGGUAAACACCGUUCUCAUCAAGACCCAGCCACAGAGGAGCUGUGUCACACAUACCCGGACAUGGCCUGAGGGCGCAUGCUUCUUGAAGUCUUCUAAGGGUUGCUCUGUAGCCUGUGGGUGGCAUUAGCAGUGAAAAGGAAGUAAAUUUCUACUUUAGCUUUUCUUCCACCAGCCAUUUGGCAUAGGAAGACCCUGAACGGUAGAAUGAAGAGUUUCAGAUGCCUUGACUAUGUGAUUUUGCCUUUAAAAUCAAGGUGAGGAUAAGCCUGCACUGGCACAGGUUUAAAUAGGCCUUAAUGAAGACUUCCUACCACAGCUACUUGUGGAAUAAAGGCCGGUUGGGUCCAGCUCUGCAAUGUUUGGGAGACAAACCAGAGAAGUUCUGCUUUAUGCCUGGGCUAGAGAUCCUCUGCAAGGACCCGCCCGCUGUCCAGAGGACAUCCCCAGAUCAGGGUCCCCAGGCCCGAACAGCCUUCGACCUUGCUCGGUUCGUUGGCCGUGUUCCCCUGCCAAGAACUCCCUGUAGCAGGGGGUUGACAGACUUUCCCGCAGGGAAAAUCUGGAAGACCCUUGAGCUGAGAAUGGUGUUUCGCUUCGUAAAGGGUAGUUAGAGACAAAAAGAGGGAGGAAUAUGCUGCAGACACCGUGGAGUAUAGAGCCUGAACUACUUACUGAGUGUCCCUUCACAGGAGACGUUUGCUGACUCCUGUGCACGCAGUGCCAUUUGAGAAAGAACACACAGCAGCAUCCUCGUAAUUCAGGAAGGGAGUUAACCACUCAUGGGCACAAAGAAGAGGGCAGGAGAAGUGAACAAACUUCCAAUUUAAAAUAUUUAUGCACCAGAAUUUCACUUUUCAUUCUAGAGUAUUUUCAAGAUCAUUUUUCUAAUAAACCAGGAAAGCCCCCCGCUCCAAUGUAUAAAAUGCUGUUCAGGAGGGCUCAGUGUUGUGUUGAAACAUCUGCAGUGGUGAGAGCUCACCUUGUUUUUCAUCACCUUAUACCACAGGAGAUAAGAAACCAGGCCAGGGUGGGCUGAUGUGAGAGGUGAGCCAGGGAGGAGCUCCAUUCAGGGGAACUCAUGUCCACUGAGGGCUGUCAGGUGAAUAGUUCGCAAAAAACGGGGGACGUGCUGAAAGCCUUGUGGGAGGAGAACAUCAGUGCCGGGCCUCCGCUCCGCCGCAUGCACCCCCGUUCAGGCCUCUGGAGACGUGCCUGCGCCUACACAGGCCACUUAGGGAAAUCGGGGCAGGAGGACACACAUGCUGUUUUGCACCAGUGGUUUUUGCACAUUUUCCCCAGAGGCUGCUGCGGCUCAGCCCGGCCGCCCUGGGGGCGGAGGAGGUGUGUGCUCACCACCCAUUUCCCCACCAGUGCGGUGCCCUCGGGUUGGCAAGCUCUGGACGAACAGGUACAUGAGUUCUAGACUCAGGCCUACAUAGAGCAGUAUUCCUUAUAAGAAGCAUGUGUAUCACUUGGCAAGGAACAAAAAGGCAACUGUGUUUUCCAAGCUUUAAAAAAAUAUCAGCUUUAGGAUUUUGUGUGGUAAUGUGCAAUGCAGCAAAACUACCUACAGGUAAAUUACUUAGUUAUAUCUGUGUCAGUGGUUUUUUAUGAUACCGAAUUUUCCCUUUCAGUAAUAAAUGAUGUAACCAAGGAGAAUUGUUUGUUUGGUUAAUAAGAUUAUGUUUUACAGUUAGAAAUUACAAAAACUAAGGGAGCCUAAAUGUGCUUUAUUUAAAUGACGUUUUCCAUUCAAGGGAAGAAUAAUUCCCUUGGGAGGUGUGAUGUCCUAUCACUUUCCAUUUGGGGACCCUUGUUACCCUUGCACAUCAGUGGGUGUUGAGAAUCAAAAUGAAAGUCAUCAUUGUGAGCUUGUGUUCUUGUGAUUUAAACAGACUUUCCUCUGAUGUUUGAAUCUUGUUACCUGUUACAGUGCUAUGUCAAUUCUAAAUUCAUUAAAAUAAAUUGUCUGGGUCUGGCCA